This is a messenger RNA of Talpa occidentalis (Iberian mole), 9912 nucleotides long. It is a transcript of the gene SPG11, whose product is annotated as SPG11 vesicle trafficking associated, spatacsin. The record is from RefSeq and is a predicted model, not a curated record. The transcript is spliced from 40 exons. Gene Ontology annotation, biological process: synaptic vesicle transport; axo-dendritic transport; chemical synaptic transmission. The coding region runs from base 26 to 7357 and encodes 2443 amino acids. NCBI's taxonomy places the organism in Eukaryota, Metazoa, Chordata, Mammalia, Eulipotyphla, Talpidae. Gene Ontology annotation, cellular component: synapse; axon; dendrite.
UGACCGGAAACAGGGCCAGACCAAGAUGGCUGCGGGGAAGGCGGCCGGAAGUGCGGCCGCCGGCUGUAGCUGUUGCUUUGAAGCUAUGGAGCGGGUUCUACCGAUGUUGUUGGUGCCGGUGCCCGCCGACGCAAGCGGGCGCCUGGGAUCCCGGGCGAAGUUGCACAAAGAACAGGAGGUUCUGGGGAGUCUGACGGCUGCAGGCAGCCUUCAGGUGCUUUCCUUGGCUCCGGGCGCCCGGGGCCGCGGUGGCUGCUGCCUGGACGGCCCGUUUCGGCACUUUGUAUGGGAGGAUUCUCAUAACAGCACACCAGCAGACAAGCCCAGACUGCUCGCUGUUAGUGAAAAUUAUGAACUGCUCAUAUAUGAAUUUAAUUUGAAAGAUGGAAGAUGUGAUGCAACCGUUCAGUGGAGCUGUAGUGAGGAGACAUUACAAAAGCUUAUUGAAGAUCACAAUAUCAGUACUUCCAUAUUAUUUUUGAAAAUUCUGUCAUUUCAAAAUAACACAUCCUUGCUAUUCAUCAACAAAUGUAUCAUCCUACACCUUAUAUUUCCUGAAAGAGAUGCUGAAAUUAGAGUACUCAACUGUUUCACAUUACCCUUGCCUGCACAGGCAGUGGAUAGGAUUAUUGACACGCAGCUCUGCAGAGGAAUUCUUUUUGUUUUGAGUAGUUUGGGCUGGAUCUAUAUUUUUGACAUCGUGGAUGGUACACAUGUAGCUCAUGUGGAUUUAGCACUUCACCAAGAAGAUAUGUGUAAUGAGCAGCAACAGGAGCCAGCCAAGAUUUCUUCCUUUUCUUCGCUGAAAGUAUCUCAAGAUCUAGAUGUUGCAGUGAUUGUCAGCUCCUCCAACUCUGCAGUUGCUCUUAACUUAAACUUGUAUUUCAGGCAAUACCCAGGACACCUACUACGUGAAAGAACUCCAGAAGACCUUCCUGUUGAAGUACCCAAGGGGAUAGAUGAAGAUGAUCCUAUUAAUUCUGACUACAACAUGAAACUGACCAACUUUUCCUUCCAAGUUGAUAGGUCUUGGAAAGCCCAGUUAUCAUCAUUGGAUGAAACUCUAAAGAACUCCAAACUGGAGGUUUCCCAUGGCAUUCCAUGGUUUCAGGAUAUUUUGCAUGUGGAGUCCCCAGAUUCUGGUAACAACAGAACUAGUAUGCCAGGCUGGACCUCCACUCCCCAGGAUGUAAUGCACAGCCAGUAUAAUUUUACACAGAAAUACCAUACCAAGACCAGUGAUCCUGGAAGAUCAUGGAAGAUCAUGCACAUCAAUGAACAAGAGGAACCCAUCAAGCUUAAAUGUCUGUCUGUGACAGGAUUCACUGCUCUGUUUACUUGGGCAGUGGAAAGUACGGGUUGCACCAUUGUCCUUUGGGAUUUGGAGACCCAGGCCAUGCAGUGUUUUCCUCUUGGCAAAAAGUGUAUUCCUGUAGACAGCAGUGGAGACCAACAACUGUGCCUUGUUUUGACAGAAAAUGGACUUUCUCUGAUUUUGUUUGGUUUGACUCAAGAGGAAUUUUUAAAUAGACUGAUGAUACAUGGAAGCGCCAGCACUGUGGACUCUCUUUGCCGUCUCAACGGUUGGGGUAGAUGCUCCAUCCCCAUACAUGCGCUAGAGGCUGGAUUAGAAAAUCGUCAGCUGGACACAGUAGAUUUCUUUUUGAAAAGCAAGGAAAAUCUUUUGAAUCCAUCCUCAAAAUCUUCUGAAACUGAAGAGUUUGAUCACUUUCCAUCCCAUUUAUAUUUAAGAAAUGUAGAAGAGCUGACACCUGCAUUGGAUUUACUUUGCUCAGCAAUUAGAGAAAGUGAUUCUGAAACCCAAAGCAAACACUUUUCUGAACAAUUGCUUAAUCUUACACUGUCCUUCCUGAACAAACAAAUAAAGGAACUUUUUAUUCACAAUAAAGAGCUAGAUGAAUAUCUACAGAAAGGAGUGAACAUUUUGACCAAAUACAUUAAUGAACUUCGAACCUUCAUGAUAAAGUUUCCUUGGAAGUUAACAGAUGCUGUAGAGGAACAUGUUGUAAAUGAAGAUGUCCCCAAAGUAAAGGAGAGCAAUGUAUGGGAGAAACUCAGCAUUGAGGAGGUUAUUGCCAAUGCCGUUUUAAACAACAAAAUACCAGAGGCACAAACUUUUUUCAGGAUUAACAAUCAUUCUGCUCAAAAUCUUGAGGAACUGAUUAGAAUUGGCCUAGAUUUGGUCUUUGACAAUUUAAAGAAGAACAAUAUAAUGGAAGCCUCUGAGCUUUUGAAGAAUAUGGGCUUUGAUGUAAAAGAGCAAUUGCUCAAGAUAUGCUUCUAUACAACUGAUAAAAAUAUACGGGACUUUUUGGUUGAAAUCUUAAAAGAAAAAAAUUACCUUUCUGAAAAAGAAAACAGAACUAUAGACAUGGUGCAUCAAGUUGAGAAGUUUUAUUCGGGACAGGUCCAAGAAAAUUUGCAGAUCCAGUCCUUUCCCAGGUUUUGGUUAAAGGAAGAAGAGUUUUUCAAGCAUAAAUCUGUUUUGGAUUCAUUCCUGAAGUAUGACCAUAAAGAGAAACUUAACCAACAGGAACACAGAAUUGUGUUAAAUUGGGCGCAGUGGUGGAAUCCACAAACACAAGAAUCCAUCCUGCUCUCUAAGACAAGUCCAGAAGAAUACAAAUCAUAUUCCCCUGAAGCCCUCUGGAGAUACCUCACAGCUCGCCAUGAUUGGUUAAACAUUGUCUUGUGGAUUGGGGAAUUUCAGACCCAGAAUAGUUAUGCUUCACUUCAGCAGAACAAGUGGCCCCCUCUAACUGUUGAGGUUAUUGAUCAUAAUACUUGCUGCAACAACUACAUGAAGAAUGAAAUUUUAGAUAAACUGGCCAGGAAUGGGAUUUUUCUUACAUCUGAACUUGAAGACUUCGAACUCUUUCUCUUAAGACUGAACCGUAUUGGGGGUGUGAUGCAAGAUACUCUCCCUAUUCAAAAUUACAGGUCCAAAGAAGGUUGGGAUUUCCAUUCUCACUUCAUUCUCUAUUGUUUGGAAAACAGUCUGCAGUAUCUUCUUUAUGUCUAUCUCAACUAUUACAAACUUAGUCCUCCAAAUUGUCCCUUUUUGGAAAAAAAAGAACUACAUGAAGCUCACCCUUGGUUUGAAUUUUUAGUUCAGUGUCGACAAGUUUCCAGAAAUUUAACAGAUCCCAAACUAAUCUUGCAGGCCAGCCUUGCAAAUGCUCAGAUACUGAUUCCCAGCAGUCAGACCAGUGUAAGCAGUAUGCUGUUGGAAGGACAUACCCUUCUGGCUCUUGCUACCACAAUGUAUGCUCCUGGGGGAGUCAGCCAGGUUGUUCAGAAUGAAGAAAAUGAGAACUGCUUGAAGAAAGUGGAUCCCCAGCUUCUGAAGAUGGCAUUAACUCCUUACCCCAAGCUAAAAACUGCUCUCUUCCCACAGUACACUGUUCCUAGUGUCCUGCCACCAGAUAUUACACUCUACCAUCUUAUUCAGUCAUUAUUGCCCUUUGAUCCUAGCAGAUUGUUUGGCUGGCAGUCUGCCAACACACUAGCUAUAGGAGAUGCAGCAAGUCAUCUCCCACAUUUUUCUAGCCCUGACCUGGUUAAUAAAUACGCUAUAAUAGAACGUCUGAAUUUUGCUUAUUAUUUGCAUCAUGGACGGCCAUCAUUUGCAUUUGGUACUUUUCUGGUCCAAGAAUUAACCAAGAGCAAGACUCCCAAGCAACUGAUCCAGCAAGUAGGCAAUGAAGCCUAUGUUUUAGGACUCUCCUCCUUCCACAUAUCUUCAAUAGCAGCUGCCUGUGUUUGUUUCUUAGAAUUGCUUGGCCUUGACAGCCUCAAGCUCAGAGUUGAUAUGAAAGUGGCAAAUAUUAUUUUGAGCUACAGGUGUCAAAAUGAAGAUGCUCAGUACAGCUUUAUCAGAGAGUCUCUAGCUGAAAAAUUGUCUAAACUGGCUGCAGGUGAAAAGGCAACCAUAGGAGAACUACUUCUUCUCUUAGAAGAAGGUAUAUGGAACAGCAUUCAGCAACAGAAAAUAAAAAGGUUAUCCAGUGAAUCUAGCAAUCAAUGGGCAUUAGUGGUACAGUUUUGCAGGAUCCACAAUAUAAAACUGAGCACAUCAUACCUUAGAGAAUGUGCUAAAGCAAAUGAUUGGUUACAGUUCAUUAUUCAUUGCCAACUCCACAAUUACCACCCAGAGGAGGUGAAAUCUCUGCUCCAGUAUUUCAGCCCUGUCCUUCAAGACCACUUGACACUAGCUUUUGAGACAUUAUCCUCAGUGUCCAAUUCCAAAAUGGACUUUGAGCAAGUCUGCAACAGGUCUCCCCAGGAACUCCAGAGAAACAAAGAGAUCACUGAUUUCUUUGAAAUUCUGCUCCGGUGCUCAGAGGAGCCAAACUCCUGGUGCUGGCUACUGACUGAAGCAGUGAAACAACGGGCCCCUAUCCUUAGUGUCCUGGCCUCCUGUCUUCAGGAUGCCAGUGCCAUUCCUUGUCUCUGUGUUUGGAUCAUCACUUCUGUGGAGGAUAGUGUUGCAGCUGAAGCAAUGGGACACAUUCAGGGUUCAGUGGAGGGACACCCCUGGGACCUGGAAGACCUUGCAAUCAUCUGGAGAACAUUAUUAACAAGGCAGAAGAGCAAAACUCUCCUCAGAGGUUUCCAACUUUUCUGUAAGGAUUCCCCGUUACUGUUGAUGCUAGAGAUGUGUGAACUCUGUAUGUUCUUCAAGAACUAUAAGGAAGCUGAAGCUAAACUUCUGGAGUUCCAGAAGAGCCUUGAAACUCUUGAAACAUCAGACACGAGGGUUGACACUAUUAUCCCUACCCCAUGGCUGAAGACCCAGGUGUGUUUUCUUUUGAAGCUUAUGCUGCAGCAGUGCAGGACCCAGUAUGAGCUGGGAAAGCUCUUGCAGCUGUUUGUUGGAAUAGAACAUCUUUUCUUUGAUGGUCCAGAUGUGAAGAAGCUGUGUGCCCUUAGCCAAAUUUUGAAGGAUACAGCCAUAGCCAUUAAUGUUGUCAUUAUUACCAGCUACAGCCUUGAGAACUUUCAGCAUGAAUGUAGAUCUAUUUUGGAAAAGCUGGAGACAGAUGGGCAGUUUGCUUUGGCCAGGAGGGUAGCAGAAUUAGCUGAUUUACCUGUGGACAACUUGGUUAUUGAAGAGAUAACACAGGAAAUGCAGACCUUAAAACACAUUGACCAGUGGUCCCUGAAACAAGCAAGAAUUGAUUUCUGGAAAAAAUGCCACGAGAAUUUCAAGAAAAAUUCCAUUUCAAGCAAAGCAGCUUCUUCCUUUUUCUCAGCCCAGGCCCCUGUGGCAGGUGAGCACCCACCUGGAGAGGAACGGAGCAGCAGGGAGGAGCGCCAUUUGCUUCUCACCCUGGCAGGACACUGGCUUGCCCGGGAGGACCCGGUGCCUGUGGAGGAGCUGGAGGAGCUGGAGAAGCAGAUCUGGCUCUGCCGCAUCGCCCAACACUCACGGAGAGAAAAACAGGAGGAAACAGAGUCCACAUUUUCUCGACAGAUCUCAACAAGCGGUGAAAUUUCCUUUGAUAGCUUAGCGAGUGAACUUUCAUUCUCCAAGUUGGCUGCUCUGAACACAUCAAAAUACUUAGAACUUAAUGGUUUUCCAUCCAGAGAGACUCUUGAGAACAAACUAAAUUGGAAGGAGCAAGAGUCACUAAGCUUUUUGAUUGGGCGUCUACUGGAUGACAGCUGCGUGCAUGAAGCAAGUAGAGUGUGCCGGUAUUUUCAUUUCUAUAACGAGGAUGUUGCAUUGGUAUUGCACUGCAGAGCACUGGCUUCAGGAGACGCUAAUGUUAAUGACGUGCACCCAGAGAUCCGUGCUCUCCUAAAAACUGCUGAACACCUUGAGACAGAAGAAGAACCUAAUGUUCCUCUACGGAAAGUCCAAAGCACUUCAAGUUUGGAUAGUCAGUCCUUUGUGAUGCUGCCCCCCAGUGAUGAAGUGGUGACUCAUCUGGAAACUCUGACAAGCAAAUGCCUCCACGGGAAGAGCUACUGCCGGCAGGUCCUCUGCCUGUAUGAACUUGCCAAGGAGUUGGGCUGUUCCUACACAGAUGUCGCCAUCCAGGAUGGGGAGGCCAUGCUCCGGACGAUCUUAGCCUCCCAGAGGCCGGACCGAUGCAAGAGAGCCCAAGCCUUCAUCAGCGCCCAGGGCCUCGAGCCAGACACGGUGGCUGACCUUGUGGCCGAAGAGGUGACACGGGAGCUGCUGACCUCAUCAGAGGGAACAGGACACAGACAGAUGUUCACUCAAGCAGAGGAAAGCCAAACAUUUCUUCAGCUGACUGCUUUGUGUCAAGACCGCACAUUAGUAGGCAUGAAGUUGUUGGAAAAGAUUUCCUCUGUUCCUCAUGGGGAACUGGCUUGCACCACAGAGCUGCUGAUCCUGGCCCAUCACUGCUUCACACUGACGUGCCACAUGGAGGGCAUCAUCCGAGUCCUGCAGGCUGCCCGGCUGCUCACUGACAACCACUUAGCCCCUAACGAGGAAUACGGACUAGUGGUGCGUCUCCUCACUGGCAUUGGGAGGUACAAUGAGAUGACAUACAUAUUUGACUUGCUGCAUAAAAAGCACUACUUCGAAGUGCUAAUGAGGAAGAAGUUGGAUCCGAGUGGUACCCUGAAGACAGCCCUGCUGGAUUACAUCAAACGUUGCCGCCCUGGGGACAGUGAAAAGCACAACAUGAUCGCCCUGUGCUUCAGCAUGUGUCGGGAAAUUGGGGAGAACCACGAGGCAGCUGCCUGCAUCCAACUGAAACUGAUUGAGUCUCAACCCUGGGAGGACAGCCUCAAGGAUGGGUACCAACUGAAGCAGCUGCUGCUGAAAGCCCUGACUCUGAUGCUGGAUGCAGCAGAGAGUUAUGCCAAGGACUCUUGUGUGCGACAGGCCUUGCACUGUCACCGGCUGACUAAGCUGAUAACACUGCAGAUCCACUUCCUGAACAAUGGCCAGAACACAAUGCUUAUCAACUUGAGCCGCCACAGGCUGAUGGACUGUAUCAUGGCCCUACCUCGAUUCUACCAGGCUUCUAUUGUGGCUGAGGCCUAUGACUUUGCUCCUGAUUGGGCUGAAAUUCUAUACCAACAAGUGAUUAUUAAAGGAGACUUUAAUUAUUUGGAAGAAUUUAAGCAGCAAAGGUUAUUAAGAUCCAAUAUAUUUGAAGAAAUUUCAAAGAAAUACAAACAACAUCAGCCUACGGAAACGGUUGUGAAAAACCUGAAGAAAUUACUCACCUAUUGUGAAGACAUCUACUUGUAUUACAAGCUGGCAUACGAACACAAAUUUUAUGACAUUGUAAAUGUGCUGCUGAAGGACCCUCAAACAGGUUGCUGUCUAAAGGACAUGCUAGCAGCUUAGCUGGAUUCAGGUAAUAUGAGUGUGGUCACUGCCAAGAUUUCUUGGGUGCCUGUUUAACGGAAAGGAGGUACUGACAGAUGUUUAUGAUCAGAAUAGAAUAUACUAGUGACCUUUGAACAUACCGGUUCUUUGUGAAUAGUGGGUAAAGGAUGACAGAAUUUUCAUAAGGAAAUUCCUAUUUAAGUGUUUCACUUUUACCACUUUAUGUAGAUUUUGGUAUUGAGAGCCAAAGCUCCAUGUUCCUCAGGAUGGCUUCUCCUUUGAGAUAAAAUAUUAAGCAAAGAAUACCUGUGCCUGCAUAUUCCAGUUUCAAAGGAAUUUAAUAUUAUUUACACAGUUAAGGAACAGAUGAUACAUUUCCAUUUGUUAGAAACUGAUCUCUAUAAUAAAAUAGAUUUUAAAUUCAUUUAUGUCAUUAUUACUGCUAAGGAAAUCUUAGCCCUUGUCUGCCUUAAAAUAAUUUUUGUUAUAAUUAUUGCUGCGUAGCCACUGCUUUGUUAAUCAUUUAGAUGGUCCUGUCUUCCACUUAGUGGUCUACAGAGCUUUUUGGCUCCUAUUUCCUAUGUAAGAGAAAUUAAAAACACUUUAAGUCCUAUAGGUUCCUAUUUUGAUUGUGACAGUUAAAAAAAUAAAACUCCAACCACAAAUUUGGUUAAAUCACUUGAAAGACAAUAUAUAAUAUAAAGAUCAUCACCCAGUCUUUUUACAGCCAUAACCUGAGUUAUAAGCUCAAUUACUCCAAAUAAAUAGUUCUUUUAGUUAGGCCUUAGUACCUAAACAAAUCAUUUCCCCAAAUAAAUAAGAAAAAGGCAGUUCUAUAUACCAUUGUUGCUCAAGGGUAACACUAUUAAGGACCCAGCAAAUCAUUUUUGUUGUAAAGCUGUAACUACCUGCCAAGCAUUUACUAAGCAUUACAAGUAUUAGAGAACUGUAGUCCCAAGAGCUGUGUUCUAUAUUCUCCAAAAAUAUCUCUUGGGAGGUAACACAAAAUUUAAGUCCUCACAAUAGUGAUUUUAUUAAAUUAGUUGCUUUAUAAAACAUUGCAGAUGUCAUAAUUGUUAACAUAACAAUUUACCAAACUGUAGUUAACUGGUGCAGUUUGCUGAGCAUGUUUUAUAAAGGAAAGGAAAUGCCAAAACCCUGUUAAAGUUGUUCACUGCAGCCUAGGAGAACAAAGGAGAUUUGUUUCUCAGACACUUAAAAUCAGGCAAAUAAAACAGGUAAAGGGCUUCCCUCCCCCAUACGAAGCACUCCAUCAGUAGAAUAAUCUGAUAAAUAUAAAGAACUAGACAGUUUAUGCAGUCAAGAGUUUCCACAACUUAUAAUGCAGUAAUGGAGAGGUUUACCUUCAUCAGCUUCAAAGUUGGAGGAUUUUGGUCAUUUAAUUUUUAAGUUUCAAACUAGUGCUCUGUAGUCGUCGUAUCUUCACUCUGAGAUAAAAGUCUUCUUCACAAUGCAUUUUUAAUAUCCUCACGCUCAAUUUUAAGACAAAGCAAUUUUAAUACUAGGUGCACACCACAUGCCCUUGCUGCAAACUGCUUUUCUUGACAAGUUAUGAAGUAGUUCAAGGAGGUAUGGUUAAGGCUGUAUUACUGAAUGGUGCUGGUAAAUACUACACAAUUUUUGUCAUGUUGCAACCUUUGUUUCCAAUUUAGUAACUGCUGCUAUCAGAUAGCAACAAUGACAACAUUAUUAGGAUUGAUUUUAAAACUAUGAUUUAGUAGCAACUGAGGUUCCCAAUUUUAACCCCUUGGCAGCAAGAUCCAAGUUCCCUCAUUUGCACAUUAGCACCUAAGUGUCAAGGGGUUAAAUAACCAGCACAAAAGAUACUGCACUUCUGAUUGUAGCAUUUGGCAGAACUGAAAGGAAAGGAAGUUGUGCUACAUGUUGAAGGGAUUGUGGGCAACAGAAAGAAGACACCAGAAAAGGUAAAAUGUCACAUGAAGUCUUCAUAGUCUUGUACAUAUCCUCCAUCAUAACCACCAUAAUCUGCCAGAUCGUCUUUCAUGGUGGCCUUUAAUCCCCCUCCAGGAACCACACCUUUCUUCUUCUUUUUGGCUUUGCUUUGCUGAAGAUGAAAGAGAGUCAGUCAUGAGACUUUACGUUAUGGGCAUUUUAUCAGGUAUAGCAACCCCUAUGGACACACCAAAGCCUCUGUUCCCAGAAAAACUUUUGUCCUAUGAAAAAGUGCCCAGACCUUACCCACAAAUGUUCUAUUAAUUCAGCAAAGAAAAUCGUGACUAUGUCUGUAAUAAAAGAACGUAAUGGGGGGGGGGAGGGGCUCCCUGGUGGCACAGGGGUUAAAGAUAGCACUAUCAAGCUGUCUGCAGCCACUGUAGCAUGAAGUUUGAUCCCCUGGCCAGCCAGGGAGCAACCCACAUGGUGAAGCAGACCUCUCCUGCCUCCCCACAGCCGUAUAUUUCAGUAGAUCUAGCUGUUCUGCUCCCCACUCUCUCUGGUAAAUCUUCUCACUCCCUGCACCUCUGGCCUACACCCCAGCUCUUGUAUGCAUAAAUAAAUCAAUCCUAAAAAAACAAAAAGUAAUGGCAUUCACA